Molecule: messenger RNA, 894 nt
Organism: Notodromas monacha
Lineage: Eukaryota; Metazoa; Arthropoda; Ostracoda; Podocopida; Cyprididae
Source: the annotation of a GenBank genome assembly
GUUGGAUUGUUGUAGAGAAGCGUGUCGCAAGUGUCGUUUCCGCCGUCGACGAAUAUGCAACCCGUUUCUGUGCUGAGCUUUGUGGAUCCCAUGGACGAACUGAACCAACUUGACUUCGGGUUCACGUCCGACAUCGACUCGAGGUUCAGUGAUGAUAGUCCUCCUGACUACCGUGCUUCGAUGGGACUUCAAGAUGGCCUCCUCGCUGCCUUUGCUUCGAAUGACGAUCUAAUCCCUUCGCCCAUCUGUGCUAAAAACCAGGGUACUGAGGAGGCGAGGGAGCAGUUUUUGCCAGCGAUUCUGAGCUUCGAAGACAACUUCGACAUACCGGUGGCGGACGAGUUGUCGUAUGACAUCAACGAGUUUCCGCAGGUCAACGACUUCGGAAUGAUGUCCGAUGCCGGGUUCGGACUCGGCAGUCCGCCACAGACGGUGCCUCAAACGCCGCCACCGCUCAUCCCGACGACGGUGUUGGAGAUCACGCGCAACGAGACAAUAGUCGGCAACGGCUGCGGCGCCAAUGUGAGCAUCAACGACGAGCCGAACCAACACUUUCUGCUGCGUAAGUUCCUGAGUGACGGUUCGAGCUUUGCUGACGAACGGCAGGAGUUCGAGAAGGCGUUGCUGUUGUCUACGGAUUAUUCGGACGUGAAGAUCGAAAGCGGAGUCUCGUCGCCCGCGGACUUCGGCCAACAGGCUGCGGAAACGCAAGUAGACUUUUUCGACGUGGACACCAUGAUGCAGUCGACAACGUCACCGGAAUCUGCGCAAUACGACGACGCAGACCUGGAGCCGAUUUUCUCCAAUUUGAUGCAUCACAUGAGGACCGAAUUCGAAGGGACCUGUUCUCUGCUGCAAAUCUCCACCAAAAGAUCCCUCACCGAGAAAGCAUAA